Molecule: messenger RNA, 339 nt
Organism: Stylophora pistillata
Lineage: Eukaryota; Metazoa; Cnidaria; Anthozoa; Scleractinia; Pocilloporidae
Source: RefSeq, a predicted model, not a curated record
AUGGCGGGAGCUUCGCUUUGGAAAGUCGCUUUCAAGAAUAUUUCAAAGAAACCAGUUUCUUUCAUUCACAUCACAGCUUGUCGCUGUUUCAGCGUAGGGAGACAACGGAGAAAUCAAGAGCAUAGCCCAUUCGACCAAAAUUUGUUGAAGAUCUUAGUUUGUCCCUUGUCAAAGAAGCCAUUGAGGUAUGACAGUGCAAGAAAUGAACUAAUUUCAGAUGACAUUGGAGUGGCGUAUUCAAUACAAAAUGGUAUUCCAAAUUUGAUUCCUCAUGAUGGACGGCUCAUCAAAAAAUAUCACAAAACAUUAAAUGUGAAUGAAUCAAACCAAAACUCAUGA